Molecule: messenger RNA, 723 nt
Organism: Microplitis demolitor
Lineage: Eukaryota; Metazoa; Arthropoda; Insecta; Hymenoptera; Braconidae
Product: chymotrypsin-1-like
Exons: 5
Coding region: 1-723 (240 amino acids)
Biological process (GO): proteolysis
Molecular function (GO): serine-type endopeptidase activity
Source: RefSeq, a predicted model, not a curated record
AUGUGGUUUGUAAUUUUAUUUGUGGGCAUUGCUGCAGUUAAUGGCAGCCCGGUUGCAAGAGUAGUCGGCGGUGGAGAUGCACCAGAUGGAAAAUAUCCAUACCAAGUAUCAUUGAACGUAUUGAAUUCCCAUAUAUGCGGUGGAUCAAUCAUUGACAAACGUUUUAUUUUAACAGCCGCCCACUGUGUCGUCAAGAUUCCAGAAGUUUUCAUGACAAUCAUCGUGGGCACGAAUUCACUGAGUAAAGGAGGAGCUAUUUAUAAAGUUGACAAAUUUAUUAUUCAUGACUUUGAUCCUUCGAUGAUUUUAAAUGACAUUGCAUUGAUUCGCACUGACAGGGACAUUGAGUUUAAUGACAAAGUACAGCCGAUUAAAAUUAGCGAUCAUAAUUUCCAUUUACACGGCGAUCCUGCCGUACUUACAGGAUGGGGAUACACGCAUGCAUCGGGAGUAAAUGCACCAGACAGAUUACAAGAGAUAAAUCUUAAGAUCUACGAGCACGAAGAGUGUGAAAAACAUUGGUGGAAUUUACCCGAAAGUCAAAUUUGCACUUUGACCGAAAGUGGCGAAGGCGCUUGCAUGGGUGACUCCGGUGGUCCAUUGGUUGCCGAUGGUGUCCAAAUCGGUAUCGUUUCCUAUGGGGAGCCAUGCGCCCAAGGACUUCCAGACGUUUACACCCGCGUUUACCAUUACGCCGACUGGAUAAACGACAUUAUUAAUUAA